Molecule: messenger RNA, 498 nt
Organism: Gregarina niphandrodes
Lineage: Eukaryota; Apicomplexa; Conoidasida; Eugregarinorida; Gregarinidae
Product: putative reverse transcriptase
Exons: 2
Coding region: 1-498 (165 amino acids)
Source: RefSeq, a predicted model, not a curated record
AUGGACCUGAAGAACUCUUUUAAUCAGAUGAAAAUCCAUCCUGAUGACAGGCACAAGACAGCUUUCUGGACUCCACUAGGUCAGAUGGAAUGGCUUGGAGUACCAUUUGGACUGUCGAAUGGAACGUCUGCCCUAGCGCGAUGGCUCUACCUGAACGUGAUCGACCUUGAAGGUAUCGCUGUUUAUGUUGACGAUAUUGUCAUUCAUGCAGAUGAUGAAUCUACACUACUUAAGUACUUUGAAGCCAUGAUGAAACGUCUAUGUGAAAUUGGUGCCCAUGUCAAUGUCGGCAAAUGUAAGUUUGGCAUUGAAGAGAUUGAAUUCCUAGGCUUCAAUAUAAGGGCAGGGAAGUUAACUCCGCCUGUGGAAUCCAUCAAUGCUAUUAAUGCGAUCAAGGUUCCACAUGAUACUACUACCAUCCGAGUUUCAUACAAGGUUUUGCUGAAAUUGCAGGACCACUCUACGGACUACUUCAAAAAGAUCCUACUUUCAAGAUGA